Molecule: messenger RNA, 3531 nt
Organism: Hypanus sabinus (Atlantic stingray)
Lineage: Eukaryota; Metazoa; Chordata; Chondrichthyes; Myliobatiformes; Dasyatidae
Product: ribosome-binding protein 1-like
Exons: 5
Coding region: 181-3516 (1111 amino acids)
Biological process (GO): activation of GTPase activity
Molecular function (GO): guanyl-nucleotide exchange factor activity
Source: RefSeq, a predicted model, not a curated record
AUACAACAGGUAACCAAUCAGUCACGGCCCAGGACUUGCUCCCUGACAUGUCUGCCCCAGCCCUCCCCCUUGCCUACGUGACGGGCCGGAACAGGGGGGAGUUGAGGCAAAUAUGACUCCAGUCCCUCCCAGAACCCCCCCACAACCCGAGAGGACCCUCGUUUGCAGGCCUCUGUCAACAUGGAUCUUACUGACGUUCCUUGGGACCCUGGUAAAUCGGAGGAUCUUGAGGCAGUGACUCCUCAGUCUUCGCCCCCUCGUGAGGGAUCUGCUCUUUGCCCCAGUUCCUCUCUCGUUGAUGCCGAGAUGGAUUUCCCGUCCAUCGGCCCUUCCCAGGAGGUCUGCGAUCCGACUCCUCCGUCCCCGAUGCUCCCCUCCGACCCCGAAGAGGGCCGUCCGGCUCCUGUCCAAUCAGAAGGCCCCAGUCCCGUUGCCCGGCCAUCCCUGAUUGGUCAGGGUCAGCCAGGUAUCUUCCAAUCGGCAUGCUCCGAGCCCCAGUCCCCAGCCAAUGAAUGUGACCCGGAGAAGGCGCGUCCGAUUGGUGAGAUGCCCGCCCACACCUCCCCCGGCGACCGGGCGACAGGGAGGAGUCUCUCCAUUGGCCAAGGAAGCCCUGGGCCUUACCCCAGCGACCAGUCCGAACGGACGGAGCUCCCCGUCGGUCCGUCGGACCGCUCUCCCUGCGUCCGUGACCUGCUCACCGAGCUGGCCCGAGCCGCGGCCCCGGAGGUGGCCGAUUCCUCCGCGGGGGAAGAGGGUUCCGAGGAGGGGGCUCGCCCGGCCGGGCAGGGUCGCCCCGGCUCCGGCACGCCAGGGACGUCGCACGCUAUUGGCCGGGAGCUGGCCGAAACCUCGCCGGACGCAGACCGCCCCGCCGGGGCCCCUUCCGUCGGCCGGGGGCCGGCCGCGGACGAGCGCGACACCGAGAGGACCCGCCCGAGUGGCGGGGGAUCCGACGAGGUGGCAUCGGCUGAGCCCGGCGGUGAGAGGGCUGGCUCGGCUGGUCGGGGGCUGGCCGAGCCAGCUCCGGUUGGCCAGCAGACGGAUGGGACGCUUCCCUUUGGGGAGGAGCCGGCUGGAUUAUCAUGGGCUGACCGCCCCGUUGAAAGGACUCCCUCCAUUGGUCAGGAAGCCAGUGAGCCGUUGGCGGGUGACCAGUACCCCGCGGGGAAUGGCGGAGCUGGCGGGGACCUUGUUGAACUAUCCCCUGAUGACCAGCCCACUGGGAGGAAUGACUCCAUUGGCCAAGAACCUACGGAGUCGUCAAUGGACGGCAGGGUCACUGGGAGGGCUCAGGCCACGGGCCAAUCAGCUUCGGCACCACUGACGGCAGGUGACCGUCUCGAUGAAACGGCUGGCCCCAUUGGCCAGGAAGCCGCACUGCGCCCUGAGGGGAGUCACCCGAUUGGUGAAGAACUCAGCCACCACCCUGCUGAAAGGGGGCCUUCCAUUGGCCAGGACCUGGCGGACCCAACACUGGACGGCCACCACGUCGAAGGGGCUCGCUGUAUUGGCCAGGAAAUCUCCGAACCAUCGCCGGACGAUGAAGGCAUUGAGAGCUGUCGUGCCAUUGGUGGAGAACUCGCUGGAUUACCAUUGGACGGCAACCAUGUCGAAGGGGCUCGCUGGAUUGGCCGGGAAAUCUCCGAAGCAUCGCCGGACGAUGAAGACGUUGAGAGCUGUCGUGCCAUUGGUGGAGAACUCGCUGGAUUACCAUUGGACGGUCACCACGUCGAAGGGGCUCGCUGGAUUGGCCGGGAAAUCUCCGAAGCAUCGCCGGACGAUGAAGGAAUUGAGAGCUGUCGUGCCAUUGGUGGAGAACUCGCUGGAUUACCAUUGGACGGCCACCAUGUCGAAGGGGCUCGCUGGAUUGGCCGGCAGCUCACUGAGCCGUCAUGGGAUCAGGAAGACACUGAGAGGACUCGCGUGAUUGGAGAAGAACUCCAAGAGUCAUCGUCAGCCGGUGACGGCAUUGAAAUGGAUUAUUAUACCCGCCGGGAGCUCACCGCGUCGACACCGGGCGGCCAGCGCACGGAACAGACCUGCCCAAUCGGUGAGGAGAUUGCUGGAUUACCGCUGCUGGGAGGCCACCACAGCCCAAGGACUCUUUCCAUUGGGCAAGAGCACACGGAGUCAGUAUUGGACGACCGCCACAGUGAAAGGACUCACCCCAUUGGCCAGAAGCUGAUUGAAUUACCAUUGGAGGACCACCACAGUGAAAGGGCUCGUCCCAUUGGCCAGCAGCAGAUUGAAUUACCAUUGGAGGACCACCAGAGUGAAAGGACUCGCCCCAUUGGCCAGCAGCAGAUUGAAUUGCCAAUGGAGGACCACCAGAGUGAAAGGGCUCGCCCCAUUGGCCAAAACCUCACCGAGUCGCCGUUGGACGGGGGGACUCGCGCCAAGGGUGAAGGACUUCACGAGUCAGGGUCCGGUUUGACAUCGCUGGCGCCAGGUGACCAUCAGAAGGAAACGGUUCACUGCGCUGGCCAGGAACUCUCGGCGCCAACCCCGGGUGGCCCGCACGUCGAGGGGGCGCCGCCCCCCGUUGGCCGGGAAGACGUUGGCGACCGCCCGGACGACAGAGACCCCCCUGGCGACGGCCGGGCGGAGAGGAGGGACGGGGUCAGCGGAGGGCCCCGGGGCCCCUACGAUGGACGGGAGGAGGGAGGAGGGGAGGAGGUGGUGGACGGGCCCAGGGGCAAGGUGCAGGUCUACUUCCUGGUGGGCUGCCCGGAGGAAGCCGAGGAGGAGGGAUUCCGGAGGCGGGCAGCCACCCUCCCCGCGGGGAGGCCCAGCGAGGCAGGGAGCCAGAGGAGAGCUGGGGCCACCCUGAGGAGGCAGGACGCCCUGGAGGCGCAGGGCGAGGCGGGGUGGGAGGCCGAGGGGCACCCACCCCUGGCCAAGAGCAGCAGCUGCCCCACACCGGAGGAGCGGGAGACCGGGCCGGCCGAGAAUCCGUCGGACACACGGAGCGGGUCCCGGGACUGGCACCGCAGGGGCAUCCGCAGACCGUCCAUGGCCACCAUCAUCAUGCAAGGCGGCGAAGAGGGGAGCGCGGAGGGCAGCGCUCGGACCGAGACGCCGGACGCCGGGGGUUCCAGGCCCGGUGAGGUUAACCUUCGUCGGAGAGGGUCGAGAAUCCUGCAAAUCUGCCAGCCCCUCUAUCAGGAGUACAUCCACCAGGCGCUGGACCGGGAGAUCCGGAGGCAGAGGCCCAGUGACCCGUGUCCCUCGCCGGAGGGCCUCCGGGGCAGGCGGGGCCCCAGCCUGCUCCAGAGGGCCUCCCUGGGCAACCCCACGGGGCUGUGGAGGGACCUGCCGGAGGUGAGGAACAGCACCGACUUGGACAGCCUGAGUCCCGAGGAGAGCAAGCUGCAGGAGGUGAGCAGCGGGGAAGGGAGGGCAGAAUCGGGCCGCCCGGACCAUCGAGUCCGCUCCGCCGUUCAGUCACGGCCGGUCCUUUCUUCCUGUCUCCCCCUCGGCCCCAGUUCCCGGCCGUCUCCCCGUAACCGUUGAUCAGGAACCUGUCGA